AUGAAUUUUCUUUCUAUUUGUGGUUUACUAUUAGUUUUUACAAAAGUAGAUUGUUUUCCAUCAAAUACAAAUAAUGAAGAUUGUUCAAAUUAUUGUUUAAAUGAUGGAAUUUGUGUUACUCGUGAACAAACUCGUCAAUGUUAUUGUUUACCAGAAUGGAGAGGAGAAACUUGUGAACUUCCUAGAGAAUUAAAUAAUCAUAUUCAAAUUCAACCCGAUCAACAAAUCAAUAGAGCAAAUUCACGUGCUCAUCCAUGUAGUUUAGUUCCAGAUUUAUGUCAAAAUGGAGGAUUAUGUCAAUUUGAAGAGAAAAAAUUUUCUUGUGCUUGUCCACCAGAUUUUAUUGGAACACGAUGUGAACGCGAUUCUCCAUGCAGUGCUAAGAUCGAUUAUUGUAAAAAUAAUGGAAUUUGUACACUGAAAGUAAAUUCAACUGAUCCAGAUUGUAAUUGUAAUGGAACUAAAUUUACAGGAAUGAUAUGUCUAGAUCCUGAAACAACAAUACCACCAACACCACCACCAACAACAACACCUUCUCCAGAAGAGGGACCUCAAAGUAUACUGUGUCAAGCUCUUCAAGACUUUUGUGUUAAUGCAACUUGUCGUAUUAUUAAUGGAGCUCCUAAAUGUCAAUGUCUCGCACCUGGAACUGGAGGCUUUUGUAUUCCAGCAGGUACAGGUCCACAACCAGCAACAAAUGCACCAGGAGUAACAAAUGCACCAGCAGUAACAAAUGCGCCAGGGGUAACAAAUGCACCAGGAGCAACAAACGCACCAGGACAAACACCUCAACCGGGUAUAACAUGUGCACGAAAUCCAUGUCGAAAUAAUCGUCCAUGUUACAAUAAUGGAAAUACAUAUUUUUGUUAUUGUGGUUCAGCUUAUUCGGGUGUUAAUUGUGAAAUCAUUGCUGGAUAA
Molecule: messenger RNA, 918 nt
Organism: Adineta steineri
Lineage: Eukaryota; Metazoa; Rotifera; Eurotatoria; Adinetida; Adinetidae
Source: the annotation of a GenBank genome assembly